UUGUUCAACGAGCGGUUUAUUUAAGAAGAAAAAAAAUGUCAAAAUUUUCUCGAACCGUAAACCUUCGUAUGAUUGACAUUUAGAAGUGUAAAUUGUGCCUACAGAAAGUAUUUAUUUGUCUUUUCACAGGCUAGUUGUUGUUCCAUUACCAAUCGCCGAGAAAUCAACAGACAAAAUGCCCAAGAAGAGGAGGACGAAGACGGUGCAGUCGAGCAAAGCAUCGGCACCAUCCGGAGGCAACGAGAGCAGUAACUCCAGCAACGAAGACAAAAGGGAAAAGCUGGAGCUGUAUCUCAAGGACUUUGACAUGAGAGUGGCUAACUGCCUUCUUCAAGCAGAUAAUGAGUGCAAGGCAAUAUGUGCAGCCAUCAAUCACGCCUGUAUGAUGGAGCUAUUUAAGCUCCCUAAGAAUAUACGAGAAAUGACAAGGGCGGAGUUUAUGGCCAAGGGAGGUAGUGUCAACAAUAAUAUGUUGCAUCAAGUGACGGAGGUCGUUGACUCUAUUACGUCAUCAAUCCUACCCCCAACAUCGGCAGAGCACAAGACAGUCUCCUCAUCCCAGGGAGAGUCUUCAGCUACAGAGAGUGCUCAAUGUGCAGAGGGGACGACAGCAACGAAAAAGAAAGCAGCAGCCAAGGGAAGGAAGCGAACCACAACAGCGACCAAACGCAAAACACAAAAGAAGAGUGUUCUGGGCACAAACCAAGAUGUGAACACAGAGGGAAGUGCAGGCCCACCACAGACACUCCGAAGAUCUACAAGGAAAGCAUCAGCAAGGAAUACAUUUGUAACACCAGCUGCCAGGACCGGGAAAGCUGGGAAAGCAUUGGGUUCAGGAUGGGACACACCAGCGAUCACCCCCAAGUUUGAUCCCAGGUUGCCAGUGACGCCAGCUACGUGUGCAAUGCGUGAAGCGAAACGAGGAGAGACUAUGAUGUCAUUGUCUGGCAGUCCCCUUUCUUUACCCAGCGCUAAACCAGACGGAAAUAUCAUCAAAUUUGGUGAUGGCACAGCCUUGGAGAUUGUGGGCUCAUCUCCUAAGGUUGACAUGAGUAUCAAUGAAACGACACGUCAAAAUAUCCUUCUACUGCAAAACAAGCUGGCCAAGAUUCUGAAGACCUGCUCAACGGGUCAAGAAGACAGCGAGAUCGUAUCCCCCUGAGUGACACCAGCUUUUUAUAGCAGCAAUUUAACAGAUGUUAAAGUUUGCAUCAGGGAUAAAGAAUAUUAUUUGGUUUUAUAAAAUAUCACCCAUGUGUGUUAAGUAUGCAGUGCUUUAUACACAUUGGUGUAUGGGUAAAACAAAAUAAUGUUCUUUAUCCCGAUGCAAAUUUGACAUCUCUUAAUUUUCUUUUUACUUUGUGGUUUCCUGCUUGGUCAGAAAAGUUGUCCCCAUAAAACUAUUCAAAAGGCUAUCUGAAUUGGGUGAUGGAGUUGAAUGGAUAAAAAAGUUUGCCUCUGUCUGUACAGAACACCAAAUUUUAUAUUCUCUUUUGGAGUGUACAUGUAGUGCCUUCAAACCUUUGAUCAAGUUAGAUCUAUUUAACUGUAAAUAGCUCCUUAUGUUAGUAGUCAUAGUCAUUAGUAUACCUCCUAAUAUUUUGUGCGAUUUGGAAGGACUUGUGUUUGUUUCAAAGAUGGCUUGUUUUACAGUAGUGAUCACUCGGUUGAAUCAGUGUAAAGGGUCUAAAGUAUCUUGGCAUCAAUGUACCUUCUUCGAGAUAAUCACGAUCUUUGUUAAUGUAAAUAGUUUAGUAUUGAAUACAUUUUAAUAUUUUAAUGCUUCUGGCUGGCACCUUGAACACAAAUAAAAAGAGGGAAACUGCCAACAUGAGGUUAAGUUGGCUCAGUUUGGGAGAGCGCCUGUACUUUAAUCAAGGGAUCACAGGUUCAAAUCCUGCACUUGACAGUUUUAAUUAUACUUUGCAGGGAUGUGAGAUUGUUCAGACAUUUGGCUGAAUUCAGACUGGUGAAGAAAAUCAGACAAUAUUUUUUUUUCCACAAAUAAAAAAAUCCUACUCAUUUGU
This is a messenger RNA of Asterias rubens (European starfish), 2027 nucleotides long. Its product is annotated as borealin-like. The record is from RefSeq and is a predicted model, not a curated record. Bases 176 to 1162 code for a protein of 328 amino acids. Gene Ontology annotation, biological process: mitotic sister chromatid segregation. Gene Ontology annotation, cellular component: chromosome passenger complex; chromosome, centromeric region; spindle midzone. The transcript is spliced from 8 exons. NCBI's taxonomy places the organism in Eukaryota, Metazoa, Echinodermata, Asteroidea, Forcipulatida, Asteriidae.